Drosophila willistoni is the source of this 1720-nucleotide messenger RNA. RefSeq lists its product as uncharacterized. NCBI's taxonomy places the organism in Eukaryota, Metazoa, Arthropoda, Insecta, Diptera, Drosophilidae. Bases 46 to 864 code for a protein of 272 amino acids. The transcript is spliced from 7 exons. The record is from RefSeq and is a predicted model, not a curated record.
CUUCGCCUUGCCAAUUGUGCACAUUUUUAAAAUUCGGCAGAGGAAAUGACCUUUUACGAACAAAAAAAAAUGAAGAAGACUGAGGCAAUGAAGCUUUUCCAAGAAGUAAAAGAAGUAGUGGUCGAACAAAACAGGCUUAUGGUGGAACAAAACAGGCUUAUGCACCGGAUGAUUGGUCUGGCGGAGCUAGCCAUGGCUGAGGUCACAGGGACGGCGGUCGCAAAGGAGGAGUUCAAACGUCUGCCUCAAGUGGCAACACAACCACUGUUUGUGGUUGAUCCGCCACUGGCUGCUCAACCGGAACCAAUGGUUGUGUUGCCACUUGAGCCAGAGCCGGCACUGGUUAAACAAGAACCACUGGUUCCUGUGCCUUUUAAGCCAGAGUCAGUGGUUUUUGUUAAACCAGUGCCGGAAACGGAAAUAGCGGCUCCGCCCGAAAGGCCAAGCUGCUUCUCUGCGACUCGCGUGGAAACCAUAGACCGGCGUGUAUGGUUUCCCUACGGUAAGGUGCACUUCUGUGUGCUGUGUUGUCGUCGAUUUCGGAUUGUUGGCGAAAUCACGACACACCACACAGAGUGCACCGAUCCGAACACGCCAUGUUGCACUAAGUGUAAUAUGUUUCGUGUUCGGAGUAACCGUAGCUUGGCUAGCCACAGACGACAUUGUGGCGUUGACAAGACGUUGGAGUCGCUGAUCAAGCAGAAGCGGGUGGAGUUGGUAGGGUCGCAAGAGGUGGCUAAUACAACAGAUUGGCCAGCGUAUGCCGAAAGGUACUACGCAACUCAUGCGAUCAGGCCAACUCCACCUGUGAAGCAGCGGGUAGUGGCUGUGCUGAGUAAGCCGGAGCCGCUGUUUAAGAACUAGCUCGCCUACACCAAGGAGGAAGAACUGAGUCAGUUCUCAUCCGCCAAGCCCAAUGACAAUUCCCCAUGCCAUCAUUGGAUACCAAGCAUUGGUUUCAGGAUCUAAAAACAUUUUCAACUUCUCAACUUUUUAACAACACAGCCAAACACUUAGACACUUGCAUGGGUAAUACAUUAGAAUAUAUCUUCGACUAUCAACAUCUGUUUCUCCAGAACAAUUUAAACAAGCCUGUCGUUUAAUUUACACACACAUGAAGCUUGCUGCAAAGGCCCCACACGUACCAUAAGCAAUGCAGUGGAAUCCUGGAUGCUUUUAUUUGACGAGGACAUUCUACGUCUCCUUAUGCGCCAAAUAAAUGAUCAGAUACGGAAAAGAAAGAAUCGAACCCCUAAUCAACGUCUGGUGGACAUUGUAGAGACACGCUCUUGGCUAGGCUUAAGUUAUCUUUGUCGAAUCUUUCGAAAUUCCGAGUUUAAUGGACCUUUAGAUGAAUUGUGGACUUUGGAGUUAGGCAAUGCCAUUUUUAGGGCAACUAUGUCUCUAUCCAGGUUUGAAUUUCUCAAUGAAUGUCUCGCAUGUAUUAGUAAUUUAAACGAUCUCUGGCAGAAAUUUAUUAUUAAUUGUAGAUCCUACUAUAGAGCCAGCUCCUGGCUUACUGUAGAUCAGGUCAAUACGAAUUUAAGUCUUUGUUGCGAUUCCAAAACAUUGUAUAUGACAAAUUGUAACAUGCCAUAGUAGUGAUAAUUUAAUUUUAGAUAAUUUAAUUUGCGGUUUCAAAACCACAGGAAGAAAUAUUACACUUUAAGUCGGACUUAUUUAAGUUUUAAAUAAAAAUAAUGAAUCUUUGUUGUAUUAA